AUGGCUGACCCAGUUUCACGUUUCCCAUAUGUUCCUUCACAGCCUCUCGCAGGUGUCACUGCUGGCCUUUUUGCCGCCAGUUUCUUAUUGACUCUCUUUCAAAUCAUUCGAAAAAGGGCGUGGGUAUGGCUUGUCAUGCUCUUAAGUAUUCUAAUGGAAAUCGUUGGCUUUGCAGCAAGGAUUGUAUCCGCCCGCAGUCCCGGAGACUUACAGCCAUACUCCGUUCAAUUUGCUCUCAUUAUCUUGGCACCGGUUCUUAUGGCGGCGGUGGUCUAUGUUGUAUUCUCCAGAAUUGUCUUUUGGGCAACACCCCCCGAACACUUGACAUUUAGCGUUAUUUGGGUGCCCCCACGAUUUAUCACCCUUAUAUUUGUCGGUUUCGAUGUCCUGUCUCUUCUUUUACAGAUGGGCGCUGCUACGAUGCUUUCUACGACUCAAGCCACAGAUGAAAAUGCGCAGGGAAAAAUUGAGAUGGGUAGAAAUCUCGGUCUUGCUGGAGUAGGGGUUCAGCUUUUCGGGUUUGGAAUCUUUACAGUGGCUGCUGUCAGAUUUCAUUUUACUUCGAGACAGUUUGAUGGACACCAUGUGAGCCAGAACCAGACUCGGUGGAAAAUCAGCAAGCAUUACGAGAGCCUCCUCUACGUAGUGAAUGCCUCGUGUGCGCUCAUUCUGAUCCGGUCUGUAUUCCGGAUGGUUGAAUUUGCUCCAGGCACCCAAGAGAUCAUCGAAAAGAAAGAGUGGUAUCUCUACACAUUUGAUGUUCUCCCAAUUUUCAUAGUCUGUGUACUAUAUAAUAUCUGGUUCCCUGGAGACUAUCUGAAGCAUCUUAGCUUCCGGGCGCCAAAAUCGGAGCGGCACAGGACCCUUGAUGCAGAGUCGAUUGCAUCUCAACAAGAACUCACAACACAUGUUCACUGGCGAGAUGAAUCAAAAUGA
Messenger RNA from Clonostachys rhizophaga, 936 nucleotides. The record is from the annotation of a GenBank genome assembly. NCBI's taxonomy places the organism in Eukaryota, Fungi, Ascomycota, Sordariomycetes, Hypocreales, Bionectriaceae.